AUUAUCUGAAGACAACGAGCGACAUUCGCGGACGCCUGCGCUCGUUUGUUUAUUACAUGCCACGAUAAAGUUGACGAGUCAGCAUGGUGGUGGUGCUGAACGGCGUCCUCGCGGACGAGUGCCCGAGGUCGAUUCGGGCGUUGCUGGCAACACAUCCUGGCUACAGAGAUGCAGCGGCCCAGUUGUUGGGCGCCGCUGCGAGGGUCAUCGGCCCCCCCGGUCUGCUCUAUGUUGCCCAGAGGGAAAUGGCGGCGGUUGUUCCUCAUGACAAAAACGUUAGUAUCAUUGGGUCGGACGACGCCACAUCAUGUAUUAUAGUAGUCGUCAGACAUUCAGGAUCAGGAGCUGUAGCGCUCGCCCAUCUGGAUGGUUCUGGAACAGCGGAAGCGGCCGCCACUAUGGUGGCUCGAGUGCAACAGUUAGCGGUCGGGUAUCCUGAAGGUCGAUUAGAGUUGCAGCUAGUAGGAGGAUUCACAGAUCCCCAUCGUUACUCUGAUGAUUUGUUCGCUAAUAUUAUGUUAUCCUUUCACCGUCUAACUGAAGAAAUCGACUUAACCCUCGCCUGCUGUUGCGAGCUAAAUACAGCGUUAGGAGGGGGGACGCCCGCGCCCCUCGUGACCGGGGUCGGGGUGGAUAUCCGAGCCGGUGAUCUGUUCCCGGCCACCUUCCCGGAUAAGGGGCCCGAAUUACCCCUUCGAGGGACUAGAAAUAUUACCGGUGGAUUACAUUCUUCUCAGGUACUCGACAUAUACGACAACGGGUUGGCGAUGCUGCGCAUCGGGCCGUUCAACUACGAGCCGCUGCGCGGCGUGGACCUGUGGCUGGAGCAGUCCGACGACUUCAUCCUGCAGCACCUCAGCACCACGCCGGCCGUCGAGGGCCCGCACUUCGUGCACAAUAUGCGUGUAACUCUGAAGUUUAUUCAGCAACAUCCAUUCCCAGCAGUGACCGUGUUUCCGGAUAACCGGCCGCACUACUAUCGACGUGACGAACAAACUGGUUGCUGGGUUCCUGUGCGUUUCUAAAUAUUUAUGUAAAUGUUACAAAACCUGAUUGCUAUAUUAAUAACGAUUCGUUUUUUUUCUAUAAACGUUUUCGUGGGAAAAACGGUUAGUUUUUGAAUAUAUUGAAUGCGAUACGGUACGACACGGUGGAAAUCGAUCGCGCACGAUCCGAUAAAAUUCUAUAGUGAUUAUAUGUGGCCUUAGAGUGAAUCCUCUAGUAGU
Melitaea cinxia (Glanville fritillary) is the source of this 1226-nucleotide messenger RNA. RefSeq names its product protein N-terminal asparagine amidohydrolase (gene Ntan1). The transcript has 7 exons. The record is from RefSeq and is a predicted model, not a curated record. Gene Ontology annotation, cellular component: nucleus. Bases 84 to 1025 code for a protein of 313 amino acids. Gene Ontology annotation, biological process: ubiquitin-dependent protein catabolic process. Gene Ontology annotation, molecular function: protein-N-terminal asparagine amidohydrolase activity. Lineage: Eukaryota; Metazoa; Arthropoda; Insecta; Lepidoptera; Nymphalidae.